Messenger RNA from Cajanus cajan (pigeon pea), 750 nucleotides. The record is from RefSeq and is a predicted model, not a curated record. NCBI's taxonomy places the organism in Eukaryota, Viridiplantae, Streptophyta, Magnoliopsida, Fabales, Fabaceae.
AUGUCUACACAGAUGAUUCAUGCAGGACCUAUCGAUGAUUCAUUAUUAAGGCUUCAACCAUUCCAUAUAUCUGAGCAUAUAUGGAAUGGAGCUGAGGAUAGGGUUCUGAAGGUUAGGAGUGCAAAACAAUCAGAGUUGCGUGGUGGUGACAUUCCAGCUGCUGUUCAGGAUCUUCUACAAAGGGCUAGUUUUAUGGGGAUGGCGCAAAUUAGUUACUUUCCUGUGGAUAAUCAUUUAAUAUCUGCGUUAGUUGAGCGAUGGAUACCAGAGACCCACACGUUUCACAUGCCCUUCGGCGAGUGUACUAUCACGUUGGAGGAUGUUGCAAUUUUACUUGGGUUGAAGAUCUCUGGGGCACCCAUUACUGGAUACGCAAGUAUGGAUUGGGGAGCUCUUGUGCAGCGCCUUCUUGGCAUGACAACCCCUGAGGCAAUGCUUGCUGGCGGUCGAUUGAGGAUGAGCUGGAUUGACCGGCACUUUUCGGAUGUUUCUGAGCAUAUACAUAGCCAGGAACAGUUGGAACGCUAUACUAGAGCGUUCAUUUUACGCAUGAUCGGGGGAUAUUUAUUAAUUGAUCACUCUAGCUCGUUUGUAUCCCUCAGAUACCUGAGUUUCCUCGAAGACCUAGAUGUUUGUGGUCAAAUGAGUUGGGGGUCAUGCGUCCUUGCAAAUAUGUACAGGGAGUUGUGCGUGGCGACGAAUUAUGAUCACAAGGAAAUUGUUGGGUCAGGUAUUUUACUGCAAUUAUGA